Molecule: messenger RNA, 2847 nt
Organism: Periophthalmus magnuspinnatus
Lineage: Eukaryota; Metazoa; Chordata; Actinopteri; Gobiiformes; Gobiidae
Product: protein phosphatase 1 regulatory subunit 29
Exons: 2
Coding region: 1-2847 (948 amino acids)
Cellular component (GO): plasma membrane
Molecular function (GO): protein binding
Source: RefSeq, a predicted model, not a curated record
AUGCAAGUCGGUCCUACGUCUACCUCUUCUCUCCUCUUGUGCGUUUUGGCCUUGUCGCUGCUACCUGACACAACUGAGGCGGACUGCUGGCUAAUCGAGGGGGACAAAGGAUAUGUGUGGCUGGCUAUCUGCAGUCAGAACCAGCCCCCCUUCGAGACCAUCCCCCAGCACAUCAACAACACGGUGCACGAUCUCCGGUUGAACGAGAACAAGCUUAAGGCGGUCCUUUUCAGUUCCAUGUACCGCUUCACCAAUCUGACCGACCUCAACCUCACCAAGAAUGACAUCAGCUACAUAGAAGACGGGGCGUUCGCGGGACAAGCCAAUUUACAGGUCCUCCAGUUGGGAUACAACAAACUGACUAACCUAACCGAGGGCAUGCUUCGGGGUCUGGGUCGAAUGAACAGUCUCUUCCUGCAACACAACCUAAUUGAAGUCAUCGCAAACAAUGCCUUCUGGGAGUGCCCUAGCCUAAGUAGCAUCGACCUAUCCUCCAACAAGCUAGCCCGGAUUGACCCCUCCACCUUCGCGGUCCUGAGCCGACUUAUGGUGUGCGAACUGGCCGCUAAUCCGUUCCACUGCGGUUGCGAUUUGUACAGCUUUCUCUUCUGGUUGGAGUCUUUCAACAAUGUCACCCAUACCUACGAUCGGUUGCAGUGUGAGACCCCGCGGGAGAUGUUUGGGUAUCCACUGUUGAGCCCAGUCGCUGCCGGACCUGCGAGUCGGAACGCCAAAAAUAUCUUAUCAUCACGUUGUCGAGAUGGAGUUAUGAUAUCGGGGUAUACGUCACUACCGCCUGAUCUUGAUGGACCUUCAGGUAUCGGACCAGAUAUGUUUGGCGGUAUUGGACCAUACUACCAACCCACCACCUCGUCAUCAUCAACAGAUCGGAAUUACACACCCACCAUCAAGCUUCGUCACGUUUCGCUGUUGUCCGCAUCUUUAUUGGUGAACAUCCCACGUCCCUACAGCAAAAUGUACAUCCUGACACAAUACAACUACUCUUACGUUUCCGACAUCAUGAAUUUGAAGAACACGAAGGAACUCAUUACGUUAAACAAACUAAAGCCACACACAAACUACACAUUUUGUGUAGCGUCCAUUCGGAACUCGCAACGUAACAACCAUACCUGUAUUUCUUUUGCGACACGUGCGCAGAAUCCAGAUGAUACACCGCUUUCACCAUCAACCACCACGCACUACAUAAUGACUAUUGUGGGAUGUCUUUUCGGUAUGCUAAUCUUUCUUGGGUUCGUCUACUACUGUCUGCGGAAAAAGCGUAUGCAUGAUGAGAAAAAAAAAUCUAUUUGUGUGAAGAAGACAAUCCUAGAAAUGCGCUAUGGGCCGGAGGUGGCUGCAGCAGUGGCCAAUGACCCCUCUGCUGUACAUAAGCUCCAGGAGCAGUCCAGGGACCAUCACCAGUACCAACACCAUCAUGGAAACAAACUGCCCAUGUCCACAUCCUCCAGUUCGGGUAUGCUCCACUCAGCUAACACCAGCUCCUCCAGACUCUCAUGUAUUCCACAAGUAGAAAAGAUGGCCACAGCUUUUUCAGAGGCACUGGCUACUAAUAAAGGGAACUACAUGGACAUUCGAACUGGGACAGGGAUGGAGAGGUUGGGGGAUACUGGUCAUGGAGGUCUGAGGGCGGAGGACAUGAGGGACGACGAUGGGACAGAUAUGGGAGAGGACUCAGAUGAUGACGGUCGCGGUUCGGCUUCGGAGAUCUCCACCAUCGCUAUGGAGGUAGAUAAGGUCAACCAGAUCAUUAACAACUGCAUAGACGCUCUCAAACUGGAUGCAGCUGCGGUGGCAGCUUCAGGGGUGUCCGGCAGCAACACACCCGCCUCAAAUCCUACCUCCCCUCCUCCCAACAGUAACUCCUCGCUCACCCGAGGCCUCAUCCCACUGUCUCCAGGGAUGCCAGAGAACUGCCCAGUCAGUGCUCCUACUAAAGCCCCCACUCCUUCUCCAAUGCCCCCCUUGAAUGUGCCCCUGUCGGAGCGGCCAGGCAUCACCGGGGGAGGUUUUGUGGUCACUCCCCCGUAUCGCCCCCCUCCACCAGCCACUGCUGUACGGCCUAUCCAGCGUCAGAUGAGUGCAGAUGCAGCGAGUGUGGGAGUGAAUGCUGUGAAGAAACAGUGCAGCACCAUCUCCUGUGGCUCAAUGGGGCGAGACCGGGACCGUGGGGGAGCUAGAGUAUACAGCCUGGAUGUUCCUGAGCCACGGAGUCCAGAUGGGUGCAACCAAGUGAAGCAGCAGUAUCCUGACCGGGCCAGCCCUGUGGGCUGUGGGGAGCCCCUGGAGAGGCUACCCUUAGUGGGCAGUGGGAGUUGUGGAGGAGGGGGUGGUGGUGGCUGCGACAGUGGUGGUGUUGGUGCUCAGCAUCAGGAGAAUCAGAGGUCUCACCAUUACCAUCAGCAGCCCCAGCAGCAGCCCCAGCAGCAGCAGCAGCAGCUGGAUGUGCAGCAGGACUACCACUGCUCGGAGCACCGCCACUCUGUCCCAGCUCUCUACUAUGAAGGCUCCCACCAGGGCUCCCCGGCCCAGAAGGUGUCCUUUCUGAAGCCCUUGACCCGCUCCCGGAGAGACGCAGCCUCCUACUCCCAGCUCUCCCCUGUGCGCCACCAUUCCAGUUACUCCGGAUACUCCUCCAGCCCGGAGUACUCCGAGAGCACGCUGCGCAUCUGGGAGCGCUUUCGACCAUACCGCAAAGGCCAGCGCGACGAGGCCUGUUAUGUUACAGCUGGAAAUGCCCUUCGCAAAAAGGUGCAGUUUGCGAAAGGAGAGGACCUCCAUGACAUUCUGGAUUACUGGAAGGGCGUGUCGGCCCAGCAGAAGUUGUGA